This is a messenger RNA of Closterium sp. NIES-65, 1636 nucleotides long. The record is from the annotation of a GenBank genome assembly. NCBI's taxonomy places the organism in Eukaryota, Viridiplantae, Streptophyta, Zygnematophyceae, Desmidiales, Closteriaceae.
CGAUGUGAGCGGCAACAGCCUGUACGGGCGCAUCAACCGCAAUUUCAAGAGCAUGGUGGCUGACGGGGAAGCGCUCAUCAACUUGGCUCACAACUUCUUCUUUGGAGAUGCCGUGCUCCUCGCUGCCGGCUGCCAGGUCUGCCCCGCCGAGAUCACCCAGCCCAACAACCUCGUCCUUUCGGACCUCAGCAGUGGCAGGGGAGCAGGGAAGUGUGUCGAUGGCAUAUCCGGCACUCGAGAUUACUCGGUGGCGGGGGAAGGCAAGGCUGCGAGGGUGAGUGUGGCGGGCAACUGCCUGGCGCUCAGCCCGGACGCGGAGUGCGCAGCCAACGCCACCCAGCGCAGCACGGCAGCCUGCCAGGCGUUCUUGCAGCAUCACGGACAACGGCCCGUACUACUUACUGUAACCCUUGCUCUCACCUCCUCCGCUCUCUCCUUCCCCCUCGUUGCUCAACCACCCCUCGGCAGUGUCCUCGCUCUCCACGGGCGCCAUGGUGGGCAUUGCUGUGGGCUGCUUUGCUGGCUUCGUUCUGCUGGCUGCUGUGCUCUCAUGCCUGCUGUGGCCCCGUGGACCAAGGAAGUGGGAGGGCUGGACGUGUGUGAGCAGUACACGCUGCAGCAGAUGGUGAAGGCCACAGACAACUGGGCCAAGGGCAACGUGCUGGGCAAGGGAGCAUUUGGCAUCGUGUACAAGGGGUGCUCGCCACAGGGGCAGACAUGGGCCAUCAAGCGCUCCACUGUGAUGACCAACGACUUUGAAAUGGAGGUGCGGGCCAUGGCGUCUCUCCACCAUGUGAAUCUGGUGCGGCUGCUGGGCUUCUGCCAGGAUCUGAACGUGGAGACGGGCAAUCAGGAGCAGAUCCUGGUGUACGAGUUUGUGGCUAACGGAGACUUGCAGCACCACAUUUACAGGAGCGAGAACCCUCUUUCGCUGGGGGACCGACUGCGAAUCGCGCAAGGAGCCGCGGAGGGGCUGGCAUACCUGCAUGGGUUUGCGACGCCCAUCAUUCACCGCGACAUCAAGCCCGCCAACAUCCUCGUGACGGCCGACAUGCAAGCCAAGGUGGCUGACUUUGGGCUGCUCAAGCGGAUCACUCACGGGGAGGAUAAUCAGACCAGGGUGGCCGGCACUCCCGGCUAUGUGGACCCUGAGUACAACCGCACACGCGGUGGUUACCACCAAGAGCGAUGUCUUCAGGCUGUUUUGCUGCUUGAACUUACCCACAACUACUCUCUUGCUUGCAGCUUUGGCAUUGUGCUUCUGGCACUGGUGACUGGCAGGCCCCCUCGGGCAACCAAGAUGGUGGAGGACUAUCAGGUGAUUGGCAUGAAGGAUAGCAAGCUAGACGCAACUGAAGAGGCCGUUCUUGCCAUUGUAGACCUCGCUCUCGACUGCAUCAAAUCGCCAGGUGCUCGCAGGCCUGACAUGAAGGACAUUGCAUACCGCCUCACAGCGCUCAUUGAUAAGUACUGCUCGGACAAGCAGUCAGAAGUAGAGGAAGUAACGGGUAAAGCAGUAGAUGAGAUUCCCUCCGACUCUUCUGCAGGGACUGGCACAAUCUCACAGACUUCCACCAUGAGUCUUGGAUCUUUUAUGAAUGGCAUGGGUAGCUGGCUGGAGAAGGGGCCAAGCUGA